This is a messenger RNA of Cladophialophora bantiana CBS 173.52, 204 nucleotides long. RefSeq lists its product as uncharacterized. The transcript has a single exon. Gene Ontology annotation, cellular component: RNA polymerase II, core complex; RNA polymerase I complex; RNA polymerase III complex. Lineage: Eukaryota; Fungi; Ascomycota; Eurotiomycetes; Chaetothyriales; Herpotrichiellaceae. The record is from RefSeq and is a predicted model, not a curated record. Gene Ontology annotation, molecular function: zinc ion binding; DNA binding; DNA-directed RNA polymerase activity. Bases 1 to 204 code for a protein of 67 amino acids. Gene Ontology annotation, biological process: tRNA transcription by RNA polymerase III; transcription by RNA polymerase I; transcription by RNA polymerase II.
AUGGAUCAAGUCGGCGCGAAACGAUACUGCUGCCGGCGCAUGCUGAUGACACACGUCGAUCUGAUUGAGAAGUUGCUACAGUAUGUUGGAGAUAUUUGCUUUGCCGAAGAUGACGAUGGGAAAGACGACUAUUCGAAUAGCAUGGCUGACAAGGUAUCGAAUAGAUACGACCCUUCCGAACGACGAAUUAAGACCCAACCAUGA